Sporothrix brasiliensis 5110 is the source of this 1758-nucleotide messenger RNA. Its product is annotated as Rhomboid family protein. Gene Ontology annotation, cellular component: membrane. The transcript has 2 exons. The record is from RefSeq and is a predicted model, not a curated record. NCBI's taxonomy places the organism in Eukaryota, Fungi, Ascomycota, Sordariomycetes, Ophiostomatales, Ophiostomataceae. The coding region runs from base 1 to 1758 and encodes 585 amino acids. Gene Ontology annotation, biological process: proteolysis. Gene Ontology annotation, molecular function: serine-type endopeptidase activity.
AUGUCUCGCCAGUACUCCAACGACUACGCGUCUGGCGGUUAUCCGGCGCAGGCCUACAAUCCGAGCUACGACUACGCCGACGCGAGCGCCCGUCAACGGCACUCCCCCUCGCCCUAUUACAACAGCAGCCAUAACACAGCAUACGACAACCCUUCGGCUGCCGCGUCGUCAACCUACAUGAACUCGACACCACCUGCCUACAGCUCACAGCAGCGCCUUGCCGACCCAGAAGCACAGGCCCGGAAUACCUAUGGCACGAGUAGAAAUGGCCCCCGCGGUGUCAGUCCCUCUCCUUUCGAGACCGUUUUCGACGACCACAUGUACCCUGCAACAUCGCGCCAAAAUAGCAACGCCCCUAACGGCGCUGAUACGACCUACUAUGGUGCGCCACACCACACACCCUCGGAGGACAAUAUGUUCGCUACAUCUGUGGGGCCGGAUGACAUUCCCCUGCGUGACCGCUCAGGCAACAAUAAGUUUGGCGGAGCUGAGUCACCAGAUCAUGUCUACGAUGCUCCUCAGGGCGGCAUGGCUAGCGAACCGCCACCCGGCGCCGGUGGCGCUGGCCGGAAGGGUGUGCGCUUCGGUGAGCUGGGCAUGCUGGGCGCCAACAAUCGCAAGCGUAUCCCGAUUGUUGUCUACAUCUUCACAGUUGUGCAAAUCGCGGUGUUCAUUGCCGAAAUUGUCAAGAACGGCAUCCUGACCGGCUCGCCUAUUAUGAUCCACCCCAGCUUCAACCCCAUGAUCGGGCCCUCAACCUACGUGCUCAUCAACAUGGGCUCUCGCUUCGUCCCCUGUAUGCACAAUGUCAAUGGCGUCCAGUCGUCGACCGUGGCCAUCGAUUGGCCGUGCCCAAAUAGCACGACAAGCGACUCCUCAAACCCCUCUAACCAAUGCACGCUUUCGCAGCUCUGCGGCUUCAACGGCGUUCCCAAUCCCUUGUAUGAUGGUAACGCCCAGCAGAACCCCCAGCCCAACCAGUGGUUCCGGUUCAUCGUACCAAUGUUCUUGCAUGCCGGCGUUAUCCACAUCGGCUUUAAUCUGCUAUUGCAACUAACCAUGGGUCGCGAUAUGGAACGCUCCAUUGGUUCAAUUCGAUUCUUUUUGGUCUACGUCUCUUCGGGUAUCUUCGGUUUUGUUAUGGGCGGCAACUAUGCGGCUACUGGUAUCUCGUCUACAGGCGCAUCGGGCUCGCUGUUUGGCAUUAUUGCGCUGACACUUCUCGACCUUCUCUACUCGUGGCGUGACCGCCGCAAUCCACUUAGGGAUUUGCUUUUCAUCAUUCUAGACAUUGUCAUCUCCUUUGUGCUUGGUCUGCUCCCGGGGCUUGACAACUUCUCUCACAUUGGCGGGUUUUUGAUGGGCCUGGCACUUGGCAUCUCAGUGCUGCAUUCGCCCAACGCGCUGCGGCGGCGCAUUGGAGACGACACGUCCUAUGCGUCCGUCAGCGGUACAUACUCGGACAGCUUCAAGACUUCGAAUUUCGUGCGCAAUCCCGUUGGCUUCUUUAAGGGUCGCAAGCCGCUGUGGUGGGCAUGGUGGUUUCUACGCGCCGGGGCCAUUGUUCUGGUAAUUGUUGUCUUUAUCUUGCUGCUCAACAAUUUCUACAUCUACCACCACACCUGUGGCUGGUGCAAGUAUCUUAGUUGCCUGCCCGUGAACAACUGGUGUGAAAUUGGCAACCUGCAGUUGACCAACACAUCCACGAAGCGCGACUUGUUUUCGAGUGCUGCACCGCGCCUGGCCAACCUCUUUUAA